CGGCUGAGAGGGGAAUAUAUAAAGCUCACGGUGCUGAGCUCCCAAUCACUGCAGAGCCAGAGUCAUCAUUCCGAGUGCACCUCAACACCACUAACACAACCUGAGCUAAAAUGGCAUUUGCUGGUAUUCUGAGUGAUGCUGACAUCACUGCUGCCCUGCAGGCCUGCCAAGCUGCUGACUCCUUCAACUACAAAACCUUCUUCUCCAAGGUUGGCCUGAGCUCAAAGUCUGCCGAUGAUGUCAAGAAGGCUUUUGCAGUCAUUGAUCAGGACAAGAGUGGCUUCAUUGAGGAGGAUGAGCUGAAGCUGUUCCUGCAGAACUUCUCCGCUGGUGCCAGAGCUCUGACUGAUGCUGAGACCAAGGCCUUCCUUAAGGCUGGUGACAGUGAUGGUGAUGGCAAAAUUGGAGUUGAUGAGUUCGCUGCCCUUGUCAAGGCCUAAACAAUCAUAGACCCUGUGUUUUUUAGAGUUGAUGCUUGAUGCCAUUAUCAGAGGUGAAAUGACAACAGGCCACAGCCUUCUGCUUGAAAAGAACAUUGCCUGAAGCCUUACCUCAGUCACACUGAUUUUUUUUACACGAUCUGCAAACCAUCUGCUUCCAAGCUGCUCUCUGUCCAGAUAAAAAUGUAAAUGUGGUGGUUUGUCAUGUCAUUGACAUGAAGUAGAAUAACUGAAAAAUCUGUGAUGCACUUUUUUGGAAAGGAUGGUAAGAAAAAACAAAUAAAUGGUUUUUUUUCAGA
Molecule: messenger RNA, 739 nt
Organism: Trichomycterus rosablanca
Lineage: Eukaryota; Metazoa; Chordata; Actinopteri; Siluriformes; Trichomycteridae
Gene: pvalb3
Product: parvalbumin 3
Exons: 6
Coding region: 111-440 (109 amino acids)
Cellular component (GO): cytoplasm
Molecular function (GO): calcium ion binding
Source: RefSeq, a predicted model, not a curated record